Lingula anatina is the source of this 2055-nucleotide messenger RNA. RefSeq names its product lysosomal alpha-glucosidase-like. Gene Ontology annotation, molecular function: alpha-1,4-glucosidase activity; carbohydrate binding. Lineage: Eukaryota; Metazoa; Brachiopoda; Lingulata; Lingulida; Lingulidae. The record is from RefSeq and is a predicted model, not a curated record. Gene Ontology annotation, biological process: carbohydrate metabolic process.
CAGUGGAAUGAUAUUGAUUACAUGAGAGAUCACCUGGACUGGACAUAUGACCCCAAGCAGUAUGGGGACCUCCCUGGGAUAGUACAAGACCUGCAUGCUCAUGGACAGCAUUAUGUUAUGAUUGUGGAUCCGGGUAUCAGCAAUCAGCAGCCAAAAGGAACCUAUCCUCCCUAUGAAGACGGCUUGGCGCAGCAGGUAUUCAUCAUGAACGAGAAGGGCAACGCACCUCUAGAAGGAGUGGUGUGGCCAGGAAAGACGGUGUACCCAGAUUUCACAAAUCCUGCCACCCAGGAUUACUGGUUCUACCAGGCAUCCUUAUUUCACCAGAGAGUGGCAUUUGAUGGACUUUGGACAGACAUGAAUGAACCAUCUGACUUUGUUGCUGGUUCCACCACAGGCUGUGAGGCCAACAAUCUCACUAAUCCCCCAUACAUCCCUAAGAUACUGGAUGGUAAAUUAGCAGCCAAAACCAUUUGUCCUGGAGCUCAGCAGAAUCUUUCCAUUCAUUACAACCUACACAGCAUGUAUGGGCAUUUUGAAGUCAUUGCUACUCAAAAAGCUCUUCAGAAGAUCAGGAAGAAGCGUAGCUUAGUGAUAACAAGGUCAUCUUUCCCUGGCACUGGUCACUUUGGCGGUCAUUGGUCAGGAGAUAACCAAGCACUUUGGUCACAUUUGUAUUAUUCUAUUCCAUUUAUCUUGAACUUCCAAAUGUUUGGCAUCUCCCAGGUUGGAUCUGAUAUAUGUGGUUUUAUUGGAGAAACUACAGAAGAGCUGUGCACCAGAUGGAUGCAAGUUGGAGCAUUUUAUCCUUUCAUGAGAAACCACAAUACUAUUGGAACAAAGGAUCAAGAUCCAGCAGUAUUUAGCUCAGGAGCCCAAGAUGCGAUGAGGGAGGCCCUGGUAAUCAGAUAUACUCUGUUGCCAUAUCUCAAUACUUUGUUCUACCAUAGUCACAUCGAGGGCACUGGAGUUGUGCAGCCACUCAUGUAUAUGUAUCCCAAAGACACCCAAACCUAUGCCAUAGACAAGCAGUUCAUGUGGGGUAGUGGCUUGAUGAUCAGCCCUGUCCUGGAUCAGGGACAGACAGAGGUAAGAGCUUAUUUCCCUGAUGACACUUGGUAUGACUACUAUACUGGUGAGCCUGUCCCUGGGGGACAUACCAUACUCCUCAGUGCUCCUCUGGAAAAGAUCAACCUCCAUGUAAGAGGUGCCACCAUCAUCCCAACACAGCCACCAGGCGGAGCCACCACCACAACUUAUGCACGAAUGCAGCCAUUUAGUUUAAUUGUGGCCCUGAUUGAGGUUGGGUAUGCAAAUGGGGACUUGUACUGGGAUGAUGGAGAAAGUUUAGAUGCUGUAGAAAAUGGAAAAUACACCUACAUAACAUUCCAAGGAUCCUUAAGACCUAAUCAGAUUAAGUCCACAGUGGUGAAGGCUGGCUAUGCACCUAGUGCUGGUAUGAAGCUGGGGUCAGUGAAGGUAAUGGGGGUACCUGCACCUCCUGGAGAUGUCACCAUUAAUGGAGUAAAAGCAAUGUUUAAAUACAAUGAAAAUGCUAAGAUGCUGGACAUCACAAACCUGAACUGGGACUUGAUGAAGCCAUUCACCAUAAUCUUCAAUUGAUAAUUGGUCCCAUAUUGCUCAUUAGUAACUAAUGAAAAAAUAGUGAAAUGUAGGAGUCAAAAGAAACUAAUGUGAUACUCAAUCAUAUGUUAUGUGAUCUGCGCUCUCUACUCUUUAUCAACAUGGCUCAGUUGAUAAAAGAUCUUUAAUCAUAACUUUAAUUAUGUAGGUUUUAGAAAAUUGUUAUGACAAUGACUGUUAUUGCUUUAUUUCUCAGACUUGAACUUGUUAAUGGUGCCAUUUUGUUAGUGCAAUUGAAAUAGGAGUAUGAUUAUAAUCACUUGAAAGUACGCAGUUGUCUCUAGGAAGAAUUUGUUAAUAAUAUAUCCCAAAGGAGUGGUCAGCCUACGUUGCUUCCGUUUAACAUAAGAUAAGAUGCAUAUGAAGUCAUUUUUUGCCACAAAAAACCAACCAAAUGCCAGCAUAUAGUUU